ACCAGCAGCAGCGCAUAAUCUUUGUUUUGGUUUCUCACGCAGAUUUCUUUCGUUCUUUUUGUGAGCUGAUAUCUGAUCGGAAACGUCCUCAGUUUCCAGCGAUUUUUACGUCACAAGUUCUUUCUUGGUCACAACAUGAAAGUCCUCACCCUGUAUAAACAGAUGCUCCGGGAGUCACAGAAAUUUAGCUCCUACAAUUACCGAUCGUACGCACUGCGCCGGAUCCGGGAUGCAUUUCGAGAGAACAAAACCUUAACUGACGCGACAAAGAUACAAAGCGAGUUGGAAUACGCUCAAAAUAAUUUGGAGAUUAUUAAACGACAGGCUUUACUCAGUCAGCUAUUCCGAGUGGAUAAAUUAGUCAUCGAGAAAUAAAUCUCCUAAACGUAUUGGACGCAGCUUUCAUCACUUUAGACCGUCGUUGCUUCGAAUAUCGAAGUGACUACCUAAUUAAACAUUUAUUUACCUUGCGAGUCUAAGUUCUUAUAGCCUAUGAACUUUGACCAGCCAAGGGAAACCGGCUUGGAUAAUGUUGCAUAGUAUUUAAAUAUCGUUAGGAAGUUUUUGAGUAAUUUUUGAAAAUAAACUAGUUAAAAACGUAA
Molecule: messenger RNA, 602 nt
Organism: Topomyia yanbarensis
Lineage: Eukaryota; Metazoa; Arthropoda; Insecta; Diptera; Culicidae
Gene: bcn92
Product: LYR motif-containing protein 4
Exons: 3
Coding region: 136-375 (79 amino acids)
Biological process (GO): iron-sulfur cluster assembly
Cellular component (GO): L-cysteine desulfurase complex; mitochondrion
Source: RefSeq, a predicted model, not a curated record